CCCGCCGGCCCGCACCCGGCCGCCGGCCCGCUGCUGCCGCCGCGCUUCUACCCGCGCUACGUGCUGCCGCUCGCCUUCGGCAAGUACUUCGCGUCGGUGUCGGCGCACGUCAGCAUCUGGAAGGUGCCGGUGUCCUACGCUCACACCGUCAAGGCCACCAUGCCCAUCUGGGUGGUCCUCCUGUCCCGGAUCAUCAUGAAGGAGAAGCAGAGCACCAAGGUGUACCUGUCCCUCAUCCCCAUUAUCAGCGGCGUCCUGCUGGCCACGGUCACCGAGCUGUCCUUCGACACGUGGGGGCUGGUCAGCGCCCUGGCCGCCACGCUGUGCUUCUCUCUGCAGAACAUCUUCUCCAAGAAGGUCUUGAGAGAUUCGCGGAUCCACCACCUCCGGCUCCUGAACAUCCUGGGCUGCCACGCUGUGUUCUUCAUGAUUCCCACGUGGGUUCUCGUGGACCUCUCAGCCUUCCUGGUCAGCAGUGACCUGACCUACGUGUCCCAGUGGCCGUGGACGCUGCUGCUGCUGGCCGUGAGCGGCUUCUGCAACCUGGCGCAGAACGUGAUCGCCUUCAGCAUCCUCAGCCUCGUCAGCCCGCUCAGCUACUCCGUGGCCAACGCCACCAAGCGCAUCCUGGUCAUCACCGUGUCCCUCGUCAUGCUGCGCAACCCGGUCACCAGCACCAACGUGCUGGGCAUGAUGACGGCCAUCCUGGGGGUCUUCCUGUACAACAAGACCAAGUAUGAUGCCAACCAGCAGGCCCGGAAGCCGCUCCUCCCGGUGUCGGGGGCGGACCUGGGGCUGCUGGAGCGGCCGCACAACGGCGCCCUGUUCCCUGCACAUGGCCGCAGCAGCGCCCUGACCGACCACUUCCAGUACGGCCGCCAGAGCCACGCAAACUCCUACACACUCAGCCGCUACGACGUGUAGAGCCCAGAGUGGGGCCAGUGCCGGGACACACGUGACUGGCCGCCGCAGGGCCCCGGGCGGGGCAGCAAGCCCCCGACCCCCCCAGGCGCAGGGGGAGCCGGGUCAGACCUGCGUGGCCCGAGCCCCACGCGCCCCACGCACCUGCCUCAUUCUUGGGUGAUUUUGUGCGUGGUAUUCAGGACCCAGCCUGGUGAAGCAGGGUCACCGUGGCUGCAGAGCUGGCGAGAGGUGGCGUUUUGGGGGUGCAGGUGUGGAGGAGGGGCAGCUGGACACGCGGGCUGGCACAGGUUUCCCAUGGGCCCAGGACGUGGCCCGUGUGGCACUCAUGGCGGUGCCAAGUGAGACGGUUUGCAGCUGCCCAGGACCCCAGGGCCGGGGCACCCCCCGCCCCCCGCCUGCAGCUCCGCCGAGGCCCCGGUCCCUGUGUCAGGUGCGGCCACAGGUGCUGCUGUCGGCGUGGACGCCGUGGCCACCUCUGGGGACCCGAGGCCAGCCCGUGGGCUGCUCCUGGCGUGACCGGGGUGGUGCAUUUUCGGGGGGCGUUUUGUAGUUGCGUGGCAUUAGGCCGUGGCCCGCUGGGGGCUGGCGUGUGGAUGGGAAAUGCUUGUACAUGCUGAGCAGCAGUGGGGCGCCUGUUGCCAUGGUGACGAGUGGGGUGUGGGCCGCGGGUGGGUGCGUGGGGUGAGGAUCAUGGCCUGGUUAAUGGGGAGACGAUCCCCGUCGGUCUUGGGGGACCUGGCUGACCUGGUGAGCUGGGGCGGGCCCCACGGCCUCUCCCAGGAGCAGUCCACGCCCUCCUCUGCCGCAGCUGCAGUGCGUUCGCGUUCGCGCGGGGAAGCGGUCUGCUAUCUUAGGAGGUCUGCUGCUCGUUGGCCUUCUUGGCUGCCGGGGGGUCGCCCCGUGGGCGUGGCCCGUGUCACCGUGGGUGUGGCCCAUGGCCGUCAGUGCUGCUACUGGUCCUGGUCCAGCAGGAAGGCAUGGCAUGGGGCUGCGGACAGCCGCGGGUGGGGAUGAGCCGCGGGAGGCCCAGCGGUGUGGAUGGAGACCGCGCGCUCCUGUGUCUUCCUCCCCAUGCAGAGUCUGCUGGCGCGGGAGAUGAUUGCUUUGGUUUUCUUAUGGUUUAUAAAUUAAUAAAUGGGAUAUUUAAUUCUGUA
This is a messenger RNA of Dipodomys ordii (Ord's kangaroo rat), 2078 nucleotides long. RefSeq names its product solute carrier family 35, member E1 (gene Slc35e1). Gene Ontology annotation, cellular component: Golgi apparatus. NCBI's taxonomy places the organism in Eukaryota, Metazoa, Chordata, Mammalia, Rodentia, Heteromyidae. The transcript is spliced from 6 exons. The annotation marks the transcript as partial. The record is from RefSeq and is a predicted model, not a curated record. Gene Ontology annotation, molecular function: antiporter activity.